ACGUGACUUUUCUGUUUACAGGCAUCCGGAGAAACAUGGAGGACACCGCUGGCAGUAAUCCCCAAUCUCUCGGAUUUACAGAGAAAUUAAAGUCGUGGCUCUCUUGGUCAUGGACUUACGUCUGCUUCAUUUGGUUGGGCAUGGUGCUGAUUAUGAUCUACGUCCUGUGGAGUCCGCUCAAACUGCAGGAAACUCUUACCUCAGGUGAAUUAAAGCGGCUGCUAGCUAGCUAUUGUUAGCAUUGUGGUUUAGCAGGCAGCGGAGUCGAGCUGCAGGUUUGACAGUUCGGGAUGAGACUCAUUCAGACUCACACGGAGGAAAUUUAAUGGUGAGACUGAUGUUAUACUGUCUGACUCCUCUUCUUUAUUUUGCAGCAUCAGUGUUCUUGAAUACACUGACCCCUAAGUUCUACGUGGCUCUCACAGGAACCUCGUCCCUCAUCUCUGGACUCAUCCUUGUGAGUUCAACUUCUCUCUUUUUUCUGGGAAUACAGGAUAAACAUGAACAAGCUGCAACACCUGGGUCAUCUAAUGCAACAAAAAUCCUCCUUUAAGACACUUAAACUUUCAAUUUUCUGCUCACAUGAUCAGACAGGUGAUUAUUUAACCUCAUACGAUUGAUUGAAAAAUUAGUGAUAAUAAUAUUUUGUCCACUUCAUUGAAGAAACAUGAGGAAAGCCAAAAAGAAAGGGACACCCUACCAUUUAAUUUAGCACAGACACCCACUACAACUUCCACAAUGAAUAUAAAAAUAACAUUUAUCACCUGCCUGACUAUAUCGACAACAAGCUGUUGAAUUGGGUCACAUUGUAUUGCCCAGGUGUACAUGAUGUUACUGCUGGUCAGUGUAGAUUAUAUCUGCAGGAUUACAUUAAACUGUGAGUUAUUUAUCAGACACAUCUUGCUAAAAACUCCAUAAAUUUUGACAUUAUGUAGCAGCAAAAAAAUGAAUGCAUAGGUGGAAGCCAGAUUAUAAGAGAUUUAUCAUUAAGUUAAGGGUCUUGUAGUGCGUUUAAAUAUAAAUUCCAGCUUUUUGUCUUGUUUUGUGGUUUCCAAAUUGCAAGUGUUGAAUCCUCAAAUUCAGUACAAAGCUGAACGAGUGUACCUAUAAUCUUAUUUCUGUGUUUUGGAGGGUCACAGCACAGAACCUCCCUCAGAGACUCUGACACCCUCAGUCAGGAGUCUUUACCUGGACUCUGCUCACUGUUUUACAUGCAUACGAUGUCACUAUUUGUGUUGUUUAUAGUGUAAAUACUUGUAUAUUGUCUCUAUAUUUUUACUUAUUUUAUCUAUUAUUUAUCUCCUCUUUACUGUAUUUUCACUGUAAUACUGCAACAAAAGCAAUUUCCCCCUGGGGAUUAUUAAAGUAUUUCUGAUUCUGAUUCUGUAUAGGAAAGUGAAAAUGAUAGGAACUGACAUUUAUGCUGUAUUUAGCCUUGUGUUUGAUCUCUAGAGCAAAAGAGCAGCAGCAAGGAUACCAUACCUUAGUGAUCCCGUACCAAAACUAUUCGGUCAGAUUAAAGGGUUUAAUUCAUGAAAUAUAUAGUUUUUGUGUGUGUUUUAUCUGCCACCAAACUUUUGAACAGAUGACAUUAAGAACCUCUAUGAGUAGAAAGACAAGUUUUUAGUUUGGGCUUUUUGCGCAGUAGCUACUUUAAUCACAUUAAAAGUAUGUGUAUGGCUACAGAGCGCAAGAAGUUUUACAUCAUGAAUGGCUUUGAGGAUAAAAGGACAGUUCAAUGAAAUAUCAUUCAUCAACCUUAAUUUCUUUUGGCUGUUCUUUAGAAAAUGAACCUUUUUUAGUGGCAGAUUUUUCCUGCACAGCCUGGGAGAAAAAAAAGGCAAAUUACAGUGAUUGACGCUGAGCUGUGAACUUUGUAAUGACUCUGUAGUGAGUUAUUUCAGCACUGCAGCUGUAUGUGAAUGUCACUUAAACAAAAAGCCAUGGAUGUCGGGGGCCGAAUGUGAUUAAAAAAAGCAAAACCAGUGUAAAGUAAAUUAGUGAUUUUGGUCACUCCUGUCUGCAGUGGGUCUGAGCUUAUGUGUAGUUGUUGUCUUAUCAUUUACACUUUGUGAAGCAUCCCUUUUCUGACUUUCUCUACAGAUAUUUGAGUGGUGGUAUUUCCGUAAAUAUGGGACCUCGUUCAUUGAACAAGUGUCAGUGAGCCACCUGCGGCCUCUUCUGGGUGGAGUGGAGAGCAGCUCCACGACUGGUCUGUUUACAUCAGUCAACGGAGAGGCAGAGCCCAGACCCAGUGUCUCAGGUAAGUAAAGAAACCGUAUGUGGUAUGACUCAUGAAUGCACACGCACUAAUGAUGAUAUCUCGUUUUUGGUAGAGUGUAAAGUCUGGAGGAACCCUUUGAAUCUGUUCAGAGGAGCAGAAUACAACAGGUAUGUUUGACUCUCAUAAAGAACAGCAUGUUGUCUACCUUUGAGAAGAUGAAUUCAAUUGUUUUUGAUAUGAAAAGGUAGCUUUAGGAUGAAAGUUUUUCUCUGUGCACCACAGGUACACCUGGGUAACAGGGAAGGAACCUUUAACAUACUAUGAUAUGAACCUGUCUGCUCAAGACCACCAGACCUUCUUCACAGGAGACACUCCACAGUUACGACCAGAAGAUGCAGGUGAGUUUGAAUGCUUUGCAGACUUGAUUACAGAGUCUGUGAAUGACUUUCUGUGAUGCUAUACUCAAGAUAUUUUUUGUUGUUGUUGUACCAAAGACAAAAAAACUAAGUGCACAUCUUCAGAGGAGUUUUCUUGUGGUCAUUUGUAAUAUUUUUUAAAUAACUUUUCAUCUUUUCCCAUUAGAGCGCCUGACUUGCAAUUUAAUAUGUCUGGGCUGCAAGGUGACAUCUCUAAUAAGCUUGAGUUCAUCAUCUCAUUACAGUGAUGCAGAAAGCCUGGAGAGAGAGAAAUCCUCAAGCCAGGAUCAGAGCAGCUUACCAGGCCAUAGAAAUGAACCAUGAGUGAGUCUCUUUACACUGGGACACGUUAUUACCUCAGAUUCUGUUGUCUCCAUUUUGGUCACACAGUUUAUUAAAAAAAAUACUUAAAUGAUUCUGUGAAUGGGUUUUUUUUUAAUGUGGGAGUCUCUCACUUUAAUAUCAUGCAGAAUGGCGUCUCAUUUGUAAUUUUGCAUCAAAGUAAUUACUCUGAUAUUUCUUAGUUUUCUCAUUUUUAAAGAUAACUAUCCUCUGUGAAUGAGAAAACACAACGACAAAAGGCUGUAGGAAUGAAUCCCUGCCAGUUUUACAUUUAUGGACAUACAGUAUGUUUCUUUGUACAGAUGUGCUGCAGCUUAUGUGCUGCUCGCAGAAGAAGAAGCCACGACCAUCACAGAAGCUGAACGCCUCUUCAAAAAAGCACUAGCCAUCGGUGAGAUCAUUUAAAUAUACAUGAACAACUUAUUAUCCUAUAAACACUGAGACACAGAAGCAGAAAAAUAGAAAACUAGAAAUAAAAAAAAGUGGUAAUUACAUCCUCUGUGGCAUGUUUGAUCUUAUUUAUUAUUUAUUGUUUGCUGAUAUGGGCGACUGAUACUUGUUGCUGCUGUGUACUUGUCUUGCAUGUGUGAUGUGUGUUGCCUAGUGCGAUCCCUCAAUGUUCCUGUUCUUUUAUUUGCAAACUGCAGACCAUCAGAGAGUCCACAACAAAUUUCCCUACAGGGGCAAUUAAAGUAUAUGAAAAAUAUGAAAAAAUGAAAGAAAAGAAUUUGGUAAAGUAAAUGUUUCGAAUUGAUGUUCAUGUGCUGUCUUUCACAGCUGGAAAAGAUAUCAACUUACUGGUAUACAUCAAACGCAGACUGGCGAUGUGUGCGAGGAAGCUUGGGCGAAUUAAAGAAGCCGUAAAAAUGAUGAGAGAUGUGAGUUUACAGAUAUUAAAAAUACAAGUUUAACUACCAUUGCAGGUUGAUUGAAUGUGUUUUUUUUUUCUUUUUUACAGUUAAUGAAGGAGUUUCCUUUAUUAGGAAUGUUAAAUAUACAUGAAAACCUCUUGGAGGCGCUUCUAGAGCUGCAGGCAUAUGCUGAUGUCCAAGCAGUCCUGUCUAAAUAUGACGGUAAGAUUGAUCCUAAUUAAAAAAAAAUCCAGUGCCACUGAUACAGCUGAAAAAAAAUCUACUCAUUUUCACUCUUUGCCUUUGUAGACAUCAGUUUGCCAAAAUCAGCCACGAUAUGUUACACAUCGGCGCUGCUGAAAGCGCGGGCUGUAUCAGAUAAGUAUGUGUGCUCUAACUCUACUUCACAUCAGCAUCACACCAACAUGACUGACUGAAAACUGUUGAAUCAGCUGCACCAUCAUACAAAAACACGGUUUGUGUUGUCUCAGAUUUUCUCCAGAGGCUGCGUCCAGGCGAGGGCUGAGCACAGCAGAAAUGAACGCUGUGGAGGCCAUACACAGAGCUGUCGAGUUUAAUCCACAUGUGCCAAAGGUAAGAGAGCAGACCACAAGUGUCACACCAACUCAAUGUUCAGGGGCUUAACUGUCUAAUGAAAGCACAAAACAGUAAUCCUUUUGAAAGUACUUUGAGAAAAUAAUUGCAAAAAAUUAGAGCGAAACACUUGCUCUUUAAACUGCGCCUGAUCUGUUGCAGCAAGUUGUGCAAAAUGUGAAAUAGACUAAAAAAGUUGUUUCCAAAAAGUUGUUGCUCUGAAGCCCACUCAUGGCAGUCACCAUAUUAGAAAUGCUGACUCACCCAGACUUUCAGUCAACCAAGCAGAGGGGAAGAGGUGAUACAGUCUGGCUAACAGCUACAAUGGGUGUGGAGCGUCUGUCAGCCACUCCUCUAAGUAGAGAUAUGAGGGAAUCUGACCAAAACCAUAUUUUGUACCAGGCUGUAAGCUCAUUUGUAUCUGCUGAAAAAUUCUUACAAAAGUGUUAAAAGGAGUCUCCUCGUCCAGCCUCAAGUGGACACUCCAAGAACUGCAUUUACCAGCACUUCUGUUUCAACAUUGGAGGUUGUCAUUAAUCAUAAUGCCACCAAAGACGUCGAAUUAUACACUGAAAAGUACAAUCAGAUGUAGUGAUAUCACAUUUUAAGCAUGCUGCACUUGACAGGUAUGUAUCAGAACAAAGAAACUCUCUGUCAUAUAAAUUAUUAUAGAAGUGGGUUUUGGGGUCCAGACACGAGUGUUCAUUGUAAACCAUGAAGACACACCGACUCCUCCUGAAGGACUCGAUUUUGUGCCGCAGAGCUGACUAAACGUGACUUGACUUAAACAGCUUUUAAUUUACUGAUGAGUGUCUUGGCUGCGUGCAAACUGAUCGACUUCACAGUCAAUCAACAUUAAUGCAUUAAAGUAUAAUUUGAUUCAUGCAGCAGCUUCAGUGUAGGGGGUUUGGCUAGUUUAAUUUAGCUGUUAUCACAGAAGUCUGAGAGGACUUGCCUGUGUGGAGUUCAGAUUUAUGUGAAAGUGUUGAGGCAGGUAAACAAGGCGUUAGAUCCUGUAACAUGAUCUUACUAGCAAACGGGUGCAGCUUAGGAAUUAUGGCAUAAAGACUUGAUUCUGGCUCACCAGCAGGUGUCAGUGUAGGUCUACAGUCAAUCUGUGCUGGUUUCAGAUUUACACCCCGAAUCUGGUUCUAUGUGGGAGUACUUGCAAAUUCGGUCUCUCUAUAGAUUUUGUUCUGCAAAUAUGAUGAUAUUUUUUGCAUCAUGUGGAUUUACAUGUAGUUGCAUUGUCAUGUCAUUGUCAGAACUUAAGACCACUUUAAAAGGUUAAUCAGGUAGAGCGCAGUACUCCACCUGGCUCUCUCACAUCAGUUCCCACAGGAUUCAGUGUCUCACACGCACACAGAGUCAGACACAGGCGUUUGCAGCAGAGUUUUGUCUCAGUUUAGCCUUUGUAGUGUGCGGUUGUUUCAUCUCAUGGGCUCAGAGAGAAAAGAAAUCUGUGUGUGUGGAAGGAGGAGACGUCAGCCACCACUUUGAUCCAGCCUUUGAAUUUAAAGGGAGCGCCCUCAUCGUCAGUGUCUUUCUAACCUCGCCCUCCCCACAGCGCCCAGAGGCAGCCGCUCUUUCUCCUCUCAUCACCUACCCUCAUCUUUUCUCAUGUCCUCUCAUGUUCUCUCAUCCAAACACUGAGACUGAUAUUUGUCACCACCGACAACUUUAUCCACAUGACUUAUGCAAAAGAGAGUCAAAAUGCAUUACCAAAAUCACAGCACACCUUUCUCAGAUGAUGAUUGGUCGUCUCAUCUUUCAGUAUUUGGUAUCUGAAGGGAUUAAGGGAGGAGGGGGGGCUGUUGCUUUGUGUUGUCUGGCACUUCUGAAUGAUGAGUGCACCUGUGUCUGUGGCCUUUUUAGAUCCAUGCUGGCCUGAUGCCUCUAAAGUAGGAUCUACGAAGGGCUUUUCCUCAAAGCUCCCUAGAGCCUCAUCAAGUCCUGUGAUGUGAAUUAGACCCAGUUUUUGAAGUGAUCAAGAAAUAUGUGCAUGUUUUGGCACAUUUUAUAAAUUUACGACAUCAGCUGAGAAAACAGGAGGCAUUCAUAAACCGGUAAAUAUUUUUAUUGUUAAAAAAAACAAAUAAUACAAACAGUGUCAAAAAUUGCUCAAUGGAAUAAUCACAAAUGACCAAAGUUUAUAUAAAUGUCAAAACAAAGAAAGUGAAACUGAUUUUUCAAAAGGUCAUUUAUUAACUGUCAAUAAUAUAAACACUGAUGACAGCUAAACAUAACAUAAUAAUAAGUUAGAGAAAUGGUUGAAUAUUUUGGUGAAAACACUUAUUUUUUUACCCUUUCACAAGAGUCAGGUUGCCUGUUUGCCAAAAUAACGCAGCUUAGCACACAGAGUAAAAAUCAAAGUCCAAGAACACGGUACAAAGGGUUCUUUUCUUCCCUUUAGAUUUUGGCUUCUAACUUUUAGAGCUCAUGACAUUUUGUUAAACUUAAAACAAACAGUGAAACUUUUAACUUCUGUGGACGGAUGUCUGGAUAUGAAUGUACAAUCUGUGUUUUGAGUGGCGUGACUUCUGAUCUGCCUGUGAUCAUGAUCACUAUUUAUACUCUAGAUGAAAUAAACGAUUACAUGAAGCUAUUUUAUGAUGAAAUGCAUUGACCUGAAUGCAGUUUAGUUACUGAGGGCAAAUAAUUUGAUUUGUUUGGUUAAUUUCCUUUAUCUCCGGUUGAUUGUUUCUGUAUUUCUUAGCCUUGUUGAAUGACUAGAGUGAAGGCUGCUAAUGUUGUCAUCGUGAGCACAGAAUAAAGGGUCAACCUAUCGGCCAUAAUCAUCAGCAGAAAUUCUGACAUAGUUUAUUCCGGCGUAAAUGUAAGUUAUGGUCAAACACACCGUAACACAGUAACAUGAUUGUUGCCGACCGCUUGCUUCUCUAGUCAUACCAACUUCAGCAACGACCGCACGAUAGUAAUACACAGUGGUCUAUGUCUUCACGUGCAAAUCUCAACCAAAAAGCCACUCUAUAACCAUAAAUAAUCCUCAGAACAGCACCUAACUUCGUCAACAGUACAGGGUCCCAGCCAUAGCACUAGCCACCAAACAUCUUUUUAACUUUGACUAAUUUCUUCAGCAAAGAGACCAAACACAACUCACCCACUCUCCUCCAGCAGCUGCUUGUUUGUGAGGGAAGCCCUGACGAGUCGAUCACCAAGUGCAGCGGAUCAUUUCCAUGAAGUAAUUAUCAUCAUAAUAAUCAUUUUUAUCUACAGACGCAGUAGUUUUUCUGCCUUAGCGUCUCAGUCUGAUUGCAUUUCCAUGAAGUAAUGAUCAUAAAUGUUCUUCCUUGAGCUGCGAAACUCCACUGCACUUGGUGAUCGACUCCUCAGGGCUCCCCCACAAACAAACAGCUGCUGGAGGAGGAACUUUUAUUUUCCAACAUCCAUAUUAUGCAAUCAUGCUUCCCUACCAUUAUCUGUCCAACAUUUAAAACCUUUUUAGGAAGUCUUAAUUGAUCAAAAGUUCUUUUGCUACGGUUUGGACCUGUAAUAAGCGGCUGUUCAACUCAGAAGCAACAUAAUCCAGCAAUGUAUUAGUCUCCUGAUUAAAAAGGAAAUAUUACACUUAUAAACAAGUUAAUUAGCCUACACCAAACUCAGCAUCUUUACAUGUUGUAAAAACUCCUACACGUGUAGGAAUCAAAUGUUUAUGUUAAAGCACCUGUGAGCGACUUUCAGUUUAUGUCCAUUGUAGCACCCCAGUGGAUGUGGCAGUCAUUGUUUUUUUGUAGUUUUUUUCACCAAAAAUCUAACCCUGCUGAGUUUUGAUCAUCAAACUUCACUUCAUAGGAGACUGAAUGAAGAAAAUAUUGAUGAGGGGAAAUGGAUGUUGUCAAAAAAAGCCCAAGUGUAUUUCUAUAGAGUAGCUAACCAAAUACCACUGCUGUACUAACUUCAUGGGAAAAGAGCAGAGCAGGUUUUUCAAGUCUUGAGUUUGGUCAAAACUGGUCUUGGAAAAAGUAAAAAUUGCUUCUCCAGAGCAAAAUCAGGUAAUACCAGGUGUGAAUGUGUGUUUCUGGGUGAGUGUGAACGAGGCCUCGAGUAAGACAAAAAAAAAAAAGUUACCCAAUGGACUUUUGCCAAAUUAGCCACGUGGAUUAAUUAAGGAACAUUGUGGGGUCAAGCAUUAGACGUGUGGGUGUUUUAUCAAGCCUGCCAAGGAGAUUAUAUAUGAAUGAAUUUCAUGCUAGGCUACAUCACAUGAGCUCAUUCAGACUGCCCAAAAAUCUAUACACACAAUGAACCCUCUUCCACACACACACAGAUGCUGUCCUCCUCACUAAUAAACCCUUUACCUAAACGUCUCUCCUCAUUUCGCCCCUAUUUACCUCCUCCCCCUCGCCGUUUUCUCUCCUCCUCAUCUUCUUGUCCGUCUUCAUUUACCCUCGUCCUCUUACACCCUUUUCUCCAUCUAGCUGCCUGUUCCAAUCAGCCUCUCUACCAUCCAGGCGGUUAAGGUACAUUCAGUUUGUGGGACUCUUGAGUGUUUGUUCUAUCUGAAUCUGCUGCGCGUUUACAUGCACAACCGUUUUCGUCCAUACGGGCCCAUUUUGAAGAAGCCCGGGUGACCCGAACCCAUCUACCUAGCUAGUUUACUCCACUUUAGGAGGCAGUUUCUCAUCUCACCCCAUUUAGGUUGACAUGUUUUCAUCUAGAUUGCCUGUGAAGGCCCAGAAAUGGUGACCUUUGCUUGGUUUACCUUUGAAAUUGGCUUUUUGGUUUGUAAAUUGAGACAGAGUAAUAGUCCUGGGUUUGAAUUGAAUUAAGAUGGAUGAGGUUUGAUUCAGACAGGGAGAACGAGGGAUUUGGUCGGAGUUUCUGAAUCCGUCCACUUUUUAGUCAAGGUUGGAUCACAGUGGUGUUUACCGACUGUAUGAAAUUCCUCAUCUUUUUACGUAUGUCUAACACCAAUACCUGUUAGUCUGUGCGUCGUUUACCCCCCUCUCUGUAUGCAUGUGUGUUUGUCUGACCCUUACAGAGCUACAAGGCUGAUGUCAUUGUUGCCUGUGUGUCCCAUUGUGCGAGUCAAAGAGCUGCAGAUUAGAAUCAGAAGGCAGCUUAUGAGUUAUGCUCUGGGCUUAUGACUGCCCAGGGAUAAAAGGAGAACACAUGAAACUCAAUCCCUUCAUCAAAGAGGCGACGGGGAGUGGAGAAGCAGACCGGAGGACGAGAAUGAGGGGAGGGGAGGGAGGUGGGCAGGCCAUCAGACGACUGAGGUGUCACCAGGUCUAAUGCUGUGGCAUGCCAGGAAGGACAGCUGAGCAGCUGGCCCCUCUAAAUUGUUAAUCUUAAAACAGAGGACCCAGAGCCACAUAGGUGUCAUAUACUGGUCCUUUAUGAUCAGCAACAGAGCAAUUUUGAGAUAAAACUAUGUGUAAAAUUUCAAAAAUUCUCAGGCUGCUGAGAGAGUCAGCAAAUUGGAUCAUUAUUUUGAGAGACCCAAAGCUACAGAGUGCUAAAGACGACAAAUCUCUACAUUCAGAUCUGUUUUUUUUUUCAUUGUUUACCAAGAAAGACAAAAGUAAUAUCGCUGAAACUUUUGAAAUCAUUCUUUGCUUUUUACAGUUGAUAAUGUUUGCACAAGAAGUCUCUAACUGCAGAGGUGUCUCGAACAAAAACACAGAAAUAUGAAGUUCAGUGUUAGAAACAAUCGUUUCUUUUGAGUUAAUUAGCCCACGAGACAUUAUAUGGGCUGCAAGUAAAGCUACUUUUGAACUGUAAUUUAAUUGUUCAGAUGCAUUAUCAGCCAGCACUUCAGUCUGUCAACAGUGGAUUCGUUAGCAGAUGAAAAAAGAGCGAGGUCACUUCCUUUCCAAAUCAAAAAGAGCUGAAUAAACCGGUAAUUAAACAGGAAACUAAUGAAUGUAGCUGUUUUACAUGAGGAAAAUCGAAUAUGCUAAUAUCUGUUCACAACAGGAGACAACGCAACUUAUGGUUUCUACAAAGUGAGAAUAUCCUCAUAACUGUGAUCAGCCGAUACUCACAACUACAGCACCAGGGGGGCGUAAGAUAGAGACACAGUGACACAGUAGUUCAACUUGAGGCUGAGUUAUGAUCUACUAACUUUAAUACUACAUUUAUACUGUACGUAUUAGGAAUGUAACCAGUGUACUGGUAAAUUGUGAUAAAAAUGUUGAUGACAAUUACCGUUUUCACUUCAAAAAACAGUGGUUUGUGUGUGUACUGAAUCAGCUGUGAAAUUGCAACGAUAACACCCAUAUUAUUCAGACGAGAACUCGCUAAUUAAUCAGCUGUGUGAUCGCCGGAAAGAACUCGCGAAUGCUAAUACUCAGCGCAUGCUUCACGGUGCGCUGCAUGUUUGUAUACUGAUACAGAUGAGUCCGAGGUAGAGCCACGUAAGAAAAAAAACCUAAUUUUUAAGGCGUGGCCGCUUUUAUUUAGUUGUGGUAGUCCGCCACGAUCAAUUGCAUGUAGGGGAAACCCUGUGUUGAUCAUCCGAGUCCUGUGAAGUAGCCGCGAAGGCGCACUGUGUAAUAGGGCUGUACGAUAUAUUGUUUGAGCAUCGCCAUCGCGAUGUACGUGUGUGUGAUAGUUACAUUGCAGAGCCUGCGAUGUAGGAGGCGAAUGAACUUAUCUAAUUUCAAUAGUAGCUGACUGAGAUACACUGCAUGUGCUUACUCAGAUGCCAAUCAGACUACCCUGCCAGCUGUCAAUCAAAAUAAGAGAAGAGGAAUGGAGUGAGUCGCUGGAAAUGCCGGUGUUGUGCCGAGAAACGUGUGUCCACUGAGAAUAACUUUUGAAACAUUACUCAUCACUGUUAAGCCCCAAAAAUAAGAAUUGUACGGGUUUUAAAUUGUACUUUUCCGAGGACCACUCUACUAUGAGCGGUGCGUGUUUUGCGAGGUGCAUGCAAUCCUCGGCGGACAUGCAUUUCUCGGGACAAGGCCGGUAACAACAACAAUGAUUGCAAAAUGAGCAAUGAACAAGAGAAAACCACCAAAAAUGAGGACUUUUUGCCAAAAAGAAAAGCAACAUCAGUUGUCUAGAAUUAUUACGGUUACAAGAAGGAUGAUGUCGACCAAACGUGUUCUGUGUCUGCAAUGGAGAUAACAAGGAGAGAUAACAAGUCCAAGGACAAUAAAAGUUAAAAAUAUCUCUAAGACAGACAGAAGCUAUUCUACUAACAUUCACUAAAAGAGGUAAGAUCAGUGCAGGUUAACUGUCCUCAAGAUUUCAGAUGUGCAGCAUUGCAUAAAGUGCUAUUCAGGUCAUUUGGUGAAAAUUCCUGUAUUUUUUAAUAUCGCAAUACAUAUCGCAGGGUUGAAAAAAUUUGCAAUGUUAGUUUUUAAGGCUUGAUUUAAAAAAAAAAUUGUGAUAUUACCGAAAACCAUGAUUAUUUUGGUCACAAUAACCGCGUGGUACAAUUCUCAUACUGUGGCAUCCCUUGUAUGUAUCAGUGUUAGGUUAACACUCAUAUCAUAGAGCUUUGUUUCCACACAAAAGAAAAAAAAAAUUGGCUCACUUUAAGAUCAUUAAAUUGUUUGAGUGUACGAUUCAACCCCAAACUACCCUGACCCUCCUACUCGUCAUGUGAUCCUUUGUGCCGGUCUUUAGGUGUUUCUGAAGAUAAAUGUAUGUUAUUUUAUCAGUCGUGACAGUUUAGUCGUACUCUACAGCAGAGGAGUCAGAGGUUAGCUCUCGAGCUGGCGUGCUGCCUGGAGAACGGUGGAAGUGUAGUUCUCAGAAAAGAGCAGACCAACAUGGUGAGGAGCAUGAAGGCAGACAGUCGAAUCUCUUGGCUGGAGCAGUAAGAGAAUGAUUUAAGUAAGUCAGACAGGGUAAAAACGAGAGGGGCAAACAAGCGGCUUCUGGGUGAUUCUAGCUGCAGGUCCUUGGAUGUGUAAAUGGAAAGACAAGAGGUUUGGAGACAUGACAGUCGACUAGAACGGCUGAGUGAAGAGGAGAAAGCUGGGUGAAGUGGAGUGUUUACACCUGUUGGGUGGUUUCGUGCCUGACUGAGCCUUUUCACAGAAAGGUAGCGAGUAGCUAACAGGCGGCAGAGAGGUAGGUGGUCCUGACAAACUCUCUAGUGAGUGUAGAAGUACUUUAAGGACACAGCUUUAGUGCAGGAAUGAGGCACAGAGCAGCGAUGGUUUGAGUUUUCGAUGAAGAGGGCAGUGGACGAAGAGUUUAAAGGAAAAAUGGACAUUUGCUUAAGAGUUGCUUCAGACGGGGUGUGCAAUUUUGUUGAGCAAUACUGGAGGAUAGAAGAGACGAGAGAGAAAGACGAUGCUUGCCCUCUUGCUGGCAGUUAAGUCGUGUUUUCAAGAAGAAGAGGUAGAGACAAUAAGACACAGAAAAUGGGGCUACAACUCAGCCCACUCAGGCACAAAUACAGAUGCUAGAUGGAUUUCAAGAAGUGAAUAACAGAAGUUACAGCCCCAGCAACAAAUGACAAACAUUUUGGCCCCUCAAUUAAAAGAAAAAUACAAUUAAUAAAAUAGUUUUACUGACAAUUCUGUUCAUUCAACUGUUAAGCUGACAUAGGGCUGCACCCUUUAUUGAUUUUAAAACAUAAUCGGAUUAUUUGAUUAUGACGAUACGAAACAAAAUCGAAAAAUGAGUUUUCAGAGAAAAAAAAAUCAGGAUUUUAUUUUUGGCCAAAAUCGUGCAGCCCUAAACUGACAUGCAUUUCCAAAGUGCUUACUCAUUUCAUUUUGGGUCAGCUCUGCUCAAAACUACUGUGGUUCCAUUUGUCUAAUUUGAAGGUAUCAUUUAGGUAAAUCUAGGGGUCAGUUUCUGGACUGAAACACUUCCUUGCUUACUCCACCAUCGGGUAAGGCAACAGUGGCCUGCGAGAAUAUCAAGCUCAUGUGACAUGAUAAGAACAAUCCACUUUUCAUGAAGUUUGUACCAAAAAAGCUAUAUUUUUACUUCUUUCUUCCUCUUUACUAAAAAAGAAAAUGCAUGUAAAUCUAUGAUAGAGACUAUGUUCUCCAGUGUUAUACCUUUUUGAAGCUAGUUCUGUGGAUGAAAAUACAACAGUAAUGUGAAGCAGAUGAAAUGUUGAAAUAUGUUUUAUGUCGGCAGCUGAUGUUGGAAGUCUUGCUAAAGUAGAAAAGUCAAAGGAUUAUCAGAGUAGUUCAAACUUAUCUUCUAUAACACAGAGGUGUCUGUUUUGAGCUUAAUUGCUUGAUCCAUCAGGGAGCUGUUGGGAAAUGCGAUAAAUAAGGCAGACAAGCAGUCUUGGGUCCUGUGACUCGGGAGAAGGCUCAUAUCUUGCAAGUUAAAGCAGCAUGACAGAGGGCUGACAGGCAGACAGAGAUGCGCCAGGUCAAACAGUCUUUUGGCAGGCCGUGAUCAUGAGGGCAUAAGUGGGGAAAGAGGGUACAGCAGGGGGGGAAGCGGGUGAAGCGGCACGGUCUGGCUGGUUAGAUGGAUGGAUGGCUCGCUGGCUGGCUGAGCCUGUGACCAUGGAAGGGAUUAGACGGGAUUAGCUGUGGGGUAACCUUCCCAAAGUGUCAGUCUGAGAUCCAGAGCACUGUGAAGCUGGCCGCCUGGGAAUCCAGCCCGGGGGGCCCCAACCCUACACGGGGGUUUUGUUUAACACAGACCCCUGCCACACUGGGCACCAUAGAUAUAAAGUUCAUAGAGUGGUAGGUUCAUCAAAGCUAGUAGUAACCUGUCAGAAGAGCUACGACUCUGUUAAACGCUGCUACCUGAGAAAAUCAGUGUCCAGUACGAAGUCUUAUUUUUAGACGCCUGCCCCUCUUUGUUUUAGAAGACCUUAACUGGUCUACAGGUCGUAACUCUGAGCCGGAGGCCUUGUCAGCACAGUGAACCGGCUGACUCGCUGGGACAAACUUACACAGUAGGGAAGGAGAGGAGGGGGUCUGAGCAGGGGGAUGUUACACAUUCAUGGAAUGAAUGUACUGUACUGUAACAAUAACACACACUCAGAGAGCUUUGGAAAGCCUUUCCCUCCCACCUUGAACAAUUGCAAAAUAAGGCUGUCAACAAAUCCCUCACAUGAAGAAAAUAUGUUUUCAGUCUGUUGGGAGUUAACCAGAGGGAGUUGCUCAACAGAACAGAGUAAGUGAAGUGCUGAUGGAGAAACAUGGCUGUACGAGUCAAACUAUUAAAGCUGCUUUAAUUGAUUUUUGGCCACAAGGGGCAGACUAUUAUGAAUCGAAACGACAUCAGCAGAAUUUUAGUAGUUUUUUUUUUUUUUUUUUUUUUUUUUUUAUAUAAUUCCCUUUGCCACCUGUUGAAUAUAAAACUGUAAAAUUAUUUUUUGCCUUUUCCGUCUUUUAAAAAACUAAAGGACAUUCUUCAUUCAUGCCAAAAUCUCUCCAAUUAAAAUGUUUGGAGUGGGAGUUGGAUGCCUUGCAAAAUAAGUCUCGUAAUGAGUGCAAACAAUGGAUGUCGCAACAACGCGCUAGCAGUUUGGCUAGCCGGGUUCUUGGUGCUGACCUUUGAGGAAAUUACAACACAGUUUACGAGAAUUCACCAAACAUUCUUUGGCUCGCUCUUGUUAUAAUUAAAGUAUGCUAAUUAUCAAAGUUAUUGACUGUGAUAUAAAGCACGCCUAAUGUAGACCUUCUCUGAUACAGGUUUAGGAGCUGGUGGAUGAAUAUCUGAUGUUGUUGUGGUGUAAACUUACCAAAAGUCUUUUCCUUUCUCUGUCUGCAGUACUUGUUGGAGAUGAAGAGCCUGAUCUUGCCUCCAGAGCACAUCUUAAAGAGGGGCGACAGCGAGGCAGUGGCGUACGCUUUCUUCCACCUGCAGCACUGGAAGAGAGCAGAGGGAGCCUUAAACCUUUUACACUGCACAUGGGAGGGCAGUACGUAUCAAUACCCUCAUUCAAUGCUCAUGAUGUAUUACAGUAACUCAACAUUUGUAUGUUUAAAGGUGAUUCAGUCGGUUACAGGGAAGUUUUUGUUGUUUUCUCUGCUGCGUCAUGGAUCAUCUUUGCGUCAAACAACCACAAAUACUCUUCUUGCGAUUAUACAAGGAUGAGAUCACUGUUCCAAGGAAGUGAAUGAAGUUUGUUAUUGUUCUAGUUUAUUCCAACGCUUGUAUCUCGUCACUGUGUUCAAGAUUAUCACUAUUAAUAGGAUUUACUGGAAAUUGUGUCUGCCUCUUGUCGACAUAGUUUAGAAUACCGAUCUCUGUUUCUAAAUUGUUUUUACAUGGAAUACAACGUCAUAUUUUAUUUGUUAUUUAUCAUAAUUAACUCCUUAUUUGUCUUCUUUUGCAGCCUUCAGGAUAAUCCCCUACCCACUGGAGAAGGGUCACCUGUUUUACCCAUACCCAGGAUGCACAGAAACAGCAGAUAGAGAGCUGCUGCCCUGUAAGUACAGCAGCCCAACUCAAUGAAUGCUCACCACCUCUCUACUUCUACUCUCUGUUCCUGCCGUUUAUCUUGUUUUCUGCCUUUUUUUCCCCCUCCACAGCGUUUCACGAAGUGUCUGUGUACCCAAAGAAAGAGCUUCCCUUCUUCAUCCUCUUCACAGCAGGCCUUUGCUCCUUCACUGCCAUGCUGGCCAUGCUCACACAUCAGUUCCCUGAGCUCAUGGGUGUCUUUGCCAAAGCAGUAAGUACUCGAAACUACACAUCUAAAUUAAACUUUUGCUUUGAAUUACGAUCGCAGGUUUGACGGAGAUGCGAUACGAGCGGGCUGACCUGUAGUCACAUCUUCAAUUAAUGUCUAAUAUUAUCAUGCCUGUAUUUAAAAUCCUCGCUGUUUGUAACCCGAAUCUUUUGACCCUUCCAGUAAUUGCUGGCUUCCAUCACUGUCAGUAACACUGGAGGCUCAUGGGAGUCGUAGGCCUAUAAAGUCGAUGUUUCCCGCCAAAACAAGCUGUUGUCCAAGUUAAGCUAUCAGUGACCACAGCUGAUUAAUGCAAGCUUAUCACCACAGCCAACAUGGCCUGCAGCCGAAAAGAUUUAAAGCCUGUAAAUGGAGGAACGUGAAGGUCUUUCUUUUCUCUGUUUAUGUGUCAAAGACGUGUCGCGUUGUCUGUUUUUAGCCCGUUUUGGCUCACUCCUCACUCUGGCUAAUCCUUUGUUUAUAGUCAUGUUGUUUAUUAGGGCCUGCCUCGACAUAGACUCGUAGCAAAAACAAGGCCGCACAGAACAUCUAGUGCUCUUCCUUUUGUUAUGGGAAAGAUUGAGUGCAGAUAGGAUUUUUACAGCAGCUCCAGCGAGCCUGGUUUGUGUAAUGGUCAGAUGGAGAGCAUGAAAACUAUCGAGGGAGGAACACAGAGGUCCUCUCUGCCUUCUGAGGAAAAACACAUUUUCUCUGAAUCUGAAGAUCCAAGCGGGGAAGGACAGCGGUGGCUGUGGUGGCAGUUUUCCUUCUCUCAUGUUUAUGGAUACCAGACCUGUGUAGCGUAAGAGUCGCACAUAUUUCAUAUCUGAAAUGGGAUUAGAGGAGUGUUUGAUUUGCACUCGCCUGGCCGGGCUGAUCCUCCACUUAUGUGACUAUAAAAGUGUCAAGUGUAUCAAGCACACCUACAAAAGCUUCAGAGAGAAACCAUAUUUUUAUGUUUUAGGGCACGUUUCACUGAUAAUAGCUUACUUAAAGCACUAACAUGUGCAUUUAAAUCUUUUAAUGUACAGAUGUAAUACACAUAAAGCUAGAGCUUCAUCAUUAGAUGGAGGUGGAGAAUGGGGUGCUGGUUGUCAUAAAAAGAGAAGUUGAGUUCUUCCAUCUGUGUUCUCACUAUAAAGACGAUUAAGUUUUCAUGGACAACAGAAAAUUAAAAAGAAAUGCUUCAAAAUAAUCACAAAUAUGUUCAAUGUCUUCUUUCUUGGCAUUUGAAUUAGCUGCAGAGUACACGCUCUUACUUCCAUUUGGUGCUCAGGAUAAUGCUCUGGUCAGAAUCAUGUUUAGUUGAGUCAUACCGAAGGAUAGUGGCCAAGAACUGUCAAAGAUAAUCAUUUACAGAAAAAAAUAAAUAAAGAGUCCUAAUGGUGAAAAUACGACCCUGAUGCAAAUCAUUAAAAACAAAAACUAUAUUCAGUUGAAAAUUAUGUAAAAACUAAAAAUUCUAAUGUUGAAACUAGCGAACAUUGUUUCAUGAUGAAUAUGUGCUUCAUUUUGAUUUGAUGCUCGCAGCGUGUUUCAAAACAUUUGCAUCAGUGACAACAAAACACAAAAAAGUUGAGUGAUGUAAAAAAAUAUGAAUUAAAAUUACCAGGAGGAAAAUGUCCAAAAAUUUGCAACAAGUUCGUAACAUGAAAAGGUAUAAAAAAAAAAAAACAACACACUCCAGAGAGCUCAGUCCCUCAAAAGUAAAGAUGGGAAAAGGUUCACCGAUCUGUGAGAGACAACAGUUCAAGCAAAGAUAGUGAGGAUUUCAUCAGCUAUGAUACAUAAUACUUAAAAACUCAAAAGAGUUGGAAUAAUCUACGUUUUGCGUAGUUUCACGGUACAUUUGUCUUGUUUUGUAAGUCAGUGUCAAACUGAAUGUUUUCAGCUUGCUGUAAAAUCAGUCUAUCCACAAGUACCAAAAAAGAAACCUGAACUAGAACCUGAACCUGCUCCCAGUCUUAGAAAUGGCCUAUAACCAAUAAACCACAUGAGCGUGACCUUCAAAAUCACUUUUAAAAAACAACUGUCUGUGAACAGUUUUUUAGUGCGUUCACAAAUAAAUAUCAGAACUGUACAAUGCAAAGAGGAAAACAUACACAUGAUCCUGCAACCUCCUGCAGAGUCCAUCUAGAGUGGAAAUCGUUGGCAUUUUUAGGCUUCAGAACAUCUCCUAAGACACCAAUGGGUGGUAACAAAGAAACCAUGUCAACAUUUAACACAGUUUAACUCAACUUAUGAGAUUUUUGAAUGAUUUUUUUCCCAAUAACCAAACAAAGAACUUAUUUUCCGAUUAUAUCAAUUAUAAAUCAGCUGUAAAACCAUGUUAAUUAUCUUUGUUUGGAGCAGUAAUUUAUUGUUUGCAAAAUGUUUCUUUGAAUAUUUUUUCCUCUUUUUCUUAUUUACUUGAAUUUCCUGAGAGUGAAAGGGAAAACAGAAGAAUGAAUGAUUCAAUGUUUAAAAGUGUGUGAUCAUAUAAAUCAUGGCUAACACAAAGUUUAUCCACCAGAUCACCAGAUCAGAUAAAUCUACAUCUCCUGUUCUCGAUGAAGUUUCUGGAUUACAUGUUUGUAAAAGUUCUGCUUUUAACCACCUUGCUGUAUGUAAAUGUGCGACUAGCAGUGCUUAGUAUGAGGUCAAAUUCUCUACCUACAGAAUAGGAAAGCUUUUGUACGCUUUAUUUUUUUGUUUUUCUUAAUUCUUCUUGCUAGAAACAAUAUUUUACCUUAAUAAAAGUAGUUUAAGUUAAUGAAAAAACUUCCUUAGAGGUGCGAUAAAUAAAUCCCAUAAUAACGUCUAUGUGAAAUAAUGGGUUUGGCAGCUUUAUUUGAGUGAUUUAUUCGGGGGUUAUGCAUAAACAUCAUCUGCAAAUGACUUUUACUGAACACUCACUCUGCUUUCCCUCCCUUUCAGUUCUUCAGCACACUCUUUGCACCCCUGGGUUUCUUCGCAGACAAGAUGGAAAGCUUCAUGCCGUCCAGUUUUUGGCACCAGCUGACUCGGAUCUGACCCCAUCCCACAUACACACACAUACACACACACACUCUUACACACCAAUACCACUCCAAGCCCUCAGACAAAAAGUGUUUGCUCUCCUGUCUUCAGCAUUACUGUCCACUUGCUGCAUUGUUACUGAUUAUGUUGGCUGAGGUUGUAUCAACACGCCAAUACCACUCUUAAGAUGCUCUCCCACACUGUUUGAGCAGCCAGUGUUUUUCCAAGACCACAUUUAGUGAAUAACAUUUACAGCGAUUUCACAGGGUCAUUCAUUUCUUCUUGUGUUUGAAUUGGGCAAUUUGAAGUUUGAAGGAUCCCACAAAGCUUGGCUGCAGACUCUCGCUUGUACAGAAAUCCAAAUUUGAAACGGACUAAAUCAAAGUAAAACCUAAAACUGUACCUUUAUGAUUGUCCUCAUACUACGGUCCAGUUAGCUCAAGAAAAGAAAGGCAAGAGACUCUAUACAUGUGAAGAAUCUGUAACCAUUAUCACCUCUUAUUAAUGUUAAUUUAUUUUAAAAUAUCAAAAAUAACCCAGUGAGUAUUCUGAUUGGGAAUCUAUGUGUGAACCCACCCAGACGUCCACUAAAGUAAAUUCAAAAGUCUGUAACAUCUUCUAAAAACAGAGCCGUGAUUUACAGCCUCCAAGUGCCUGCAGUGUAUACAACGCCUCCGCGACUCUACAGUUGUUGCCAUGGCGUGACACCUCAGCACUACAUCACUGGGGCAACCACCACCCACACGACAUCAGAAAUGGAAAUGAGAUCAUCUCUGGUCACAGUUGGUGUAACUCGCUUGUACUGAUUGCGCUACAGGUCGUUUAAAGUCAGUUUAUUGGUCAAGGAUGCAAAAAUUAAAAAUAACAAGCUCAGUAAUGUACAGGGUUACAAAAAGUCCCCAAGUGCACUCAGAGCCCCUUAGAGAAGCACUGGAAGGAAGUGUGCAAAUUGGCUUGCCCUGCAUUUGAUUGGAUCUGUUCAUGUGGCCAGAAAUGUGUUGAUACAACUGUAACUGGUUUAGUUCGGACAUUUUGUUUUCCUCUGCAGGAGAUUUGCUGUUAUUUUUUCUAACUAAUUUAACUUAAGCAGUACCAUCUUGCCAGAAAGUCAGAUCUAAAAAAUAUGUUAUUUUCUGUGAUAAUCAGUAGCACAACAAUGUAAGGGCCUGUGUCCACUGACGGCAGCUCAGUGUUACCAGCGCUCUGUGCCCUCAGCAUAAAAAAAGUUUGUACCCAACAAUGAUAGCCCUGCACUCCACACGUAACAAAACUGAUGACUAAAGUGCCUUUAAGUACGACAUUAAUAGUUCACCAUCUGAUAUACUACACCUGCAGUCGUGAAGUGAAGUUUAGUGCCAAUUCUUCUUUAUUCUAACCCUACAACUUCUCACAAUCUUGGUUUAAUGUUUACAAAAGUCAAGUCAGAAUGACAAAAGAUGUGUUGCUUGUAAUCAAAAAACUUGUUUUCUAGGAUAUUUUUAAAAUUUGGUUUAAAAGCCAGAUUUAACCCCAACUUCAAAAUCUAAUUCCCACUGAGGCCUGUGAUUUAUCUAUUCAAAAAAAGUGACAAUAGAAGUGUCUUAAUUUGUAGCGUGCGGCUGAAAUGUAAGAGAAUGCUGAAGACAGGAGAAUUUUUGGAUGGAUGUAACAACCCUUGGCUGAGUUUGAAAGCAAAACUCAAAAUAAAAUGCUCUAACAGUG
This is a messenger RNA of Xyrichtys novacula (pearly razorfish), 20700 nucleotides long. The record is from the annotation of a GenBank genome assembly. NCBI's taxonomy places the organism in Eukaryota, Metazoa, Chordata, Actinopteri, Labriformes, Labridae.